UGAGUUCGUGCGUCACUUCCUCCCGGAAGCGAGUCUGGACGGAUGUCUACUGCGCGUCCGUGUGCGGGGCUGAGGGCCGCUGUGGCGGCCGGCAUGGGGCUGAGCGAUGGGCCAGCGGGCUCUAGCCGCGGCUGCCGCCUUCUACGCCCUCCCGCGCCCGCUCCGGCGCUUCCAGGGGCCCGGCUGCUGCGGCUUCCGGAGAGCGAGGCCGUGGAGGCCGCAAGCCCCGAGCGCUCCGGUUGGACCGAGGCGCUGCGGGCCGCCGUGGCCGAGCUGCGCGCCGGCGCCGUGGUGGCGGUCCCAACUGACACGCUGUACGGUCUGGCCUGUUCGGCGAGCUGCUCGGCGGCUCUGAGCUGUGUGUAUCGCCUCAAGGGCCGCAGUGAGGCCAAGCCGCUGGCCGUGUGCCUGGGCCGCGUGGCCGACGUCUACAGGUACUGUCAGGUGAGAGUACCUAGGGAGCUCCUGGAAGACCUGUUCCCAGGACCUGUGACCCUGGUGAUGGAACGCUCAGAGGAGCUCAACAAAGACCUCAACCCCUUUACUCCUCUCGUUGGCAUCCGAAUUCCUGACCAUGCCUUUAUGCUGGACUUGGCCCAAAUGUUUGGGGGACCACUUGCACUCACGAGUGCCAACCUCAGCUCCCAGGCCAGUUCUCUGAGUGUUGAGGAGUUCCAAGACCUCUGGCCUCAUUUGUCCCUUGUCAUUGAUGGGGGGCCAAUUGGGGAUAGUGAAAGCCCUGAGUGUCGUCUUGGCUCUACUGUGGUUGACUUGUCUGUGCCUGGAAAGUUUGGCAUUAUUCGCUCAGGCUGUGCCCUGGAAAACACUACAGCCAUCCUCCAGGGGAAAUAUGGGCUGCUCCCUUCACAGGGGUCCUGUUCAUGAAACUUGGGAGGACCCAAGAACCAUGCUGGAUACUAUGUGUCUACUACAGGUUGGCAAAGCCUCAUUGGCUGAGGUUCCUGGAGCUACAUCUGUAGCCUAGCUUUUUAGGCAGUGUCCUUGGCUCUGAAUCCUGUAGGCCAGCCAGAAGCUGCGGGUUGAGCCUUGCACCCAGGGGAAGGUUAUAUUUACUCUGUAGAUUCAUAUGUCAACGGAGAAUGGAGGGAAGAACAUCCUUAGAGUGACCUUACUAUUUUAAGUGCCCUCUCACCCCAGCCCUGCCUAUAAGUUAAGUAACUUGACUGCAGAAUUAGAAUGCAUUAAGAGCUGCUUUCUGGUGAACAGUGAAAUUUGGUUUCAAACCAGCCAGAAGCACUAAUGCAGUCUAGAAGUCUCAGGACCAAUGCAGCAAAGUCUAGGAGCCCUGGCCAGAGCUUUCUGGGUACAGGAGAGUGGUCAUUUGGAGAAAAUUAUUCUAGGAGUUCCAAAUGAAAUAAUAUUGAAAAAUAAAAUCUUGACUGUUUUCAGCCAGUGACUUUCUUAUUUAUUGGUAUAGUUCUCUGUUUAAUUUAUUUAACUCAGAAGUCAUCUUUGUUCAUAUGUCUACUGGGUAUUUACAUAAUUAUUUUUAAGUAUUUGAACUGUAUUUCUUUAUUAUUAAAUAUUUCUUCUACAAA
Molecule: messenger RNA, 1559 nt
Organism: Rattus rattus (black rat)
Lineage: Eukaryota; Metazoa; Chordata; Mammalia; Rodentia; Muridae
Gene: Yrdc
Product: yrdC N6-threonylcarbamoyltransferase domain containing
Exons: 5
Coding region: 43-885 (280 amino acids)
Biological process (GO): regulation of translational fidelity
Cellular component (GO): cytoplasm
Molecular function (GO): nucleotidyltransferase activity; tRNA binding; double-stranded RNA binding
Source: RefSeq, a predicted model, not a curated record